AUUGGUUCCCUAGCAAGAGUCUCUCCUCAGCUUUAAGUCGCUGCCUAAGCUACCCAGCUACCAGUCCCUGAGCAAAUCUCUCCUCGGAUUCAAGUCGCUGCUUAAGCUUUCCUGCUACCAGGACACCCCACCAUGUUGGGCGCUGUGAUAGGAGGAGCUUUGGCCUUGACAGCUGCACCUGUAACCCUGAGUGCCAUGGGCUUCACUGGGGCAGGAAUUGCGGCCUCAUCCAUAGCAGCCAAGAUGAUGUCUGCAUCAGCAAUCGCCAAUGGAGGUGGUGUUGCAGCAGGAAGCCUGGUAGCUACACUCCAAUCAGUGGGGGCCGCUGGACUCUCUACAUCAUCCAGCAUCAUCCUGGGCACUGCUGGGGCAAUCUUAGGAGCCUUGUUUUGAACUUGGGAGAUGACACCUCUACGAGUGGAACCCAAAGUCUAUCCAGGAGAUAAUCUACCAAGACGAACCCCCCCCAAAAAAAAAGAACCCUCACUGGAGUCAGAGAAAGAGAAAAAAAAAAAAUAAAGGUUAUCUGCUGGCAUGCCUA
Messenger RNA from Meriones unguiculatus (Mongolian gerbil), 541 nucleotides. Its product is annotated as interferon alpha-inducible protein 27-like protein 2. The coding region runs from base 133 to 393 and encodes 86 amino acids. Gene Ontology annotation, cellular component: membrane; mitochondrion. Lineage: Eukaryota; Metazoa; Chordata; Mammalia; Rodentia; Muridae. The record is from RefSeq and is a predicted model, not a curated record. Gene Ontology annotation, biological process: apoptotic signaling pathway. The transcript is spliced from 4 exons.